AUGGCCGACAAAUUCGACGACGCGACACAAAAAGAGCUCGCCAACUUCGUGGAAGCCGAGCAGGCACAGGCGCGCCUCCAUUCCUCCAUCCACAUGCUGACGAGCAUGUGCUGGGACAAAUGCGUCACAGGGACGCCCUCCACGCGGUUCUCCCGCUCGGAGGAGGGCUGCUUGGCGAACUGCGUCGACCGGUUCCUCGACACAAGCCUGUUUAUGGUGAAGAAGAUCGAGGAGCAGAGGGCGCAGCACGGGCAGCUGUCAUAG
Molecule: messenger RNA, 264 nt
Organism: Postia placenta MAD-698-R-SB12
Lineage: Eukaryota; Fungi; Basidiomycota; Agaricomycetes; Polyporales; Adustoporiaceae
Exons: 3
Coding region: 1-264 (87 amino acids)
Source: RefSeq, a predicted model, not a curated record